Brassica oleracea var. oleracea is the source of this 869-nucleotide messenger RNA. RefSeq lists its product as uncharacterized. Bases 70 to 756 code for a protein of 228 amino acids. NCBI's taxonomy places the organism in Eukaryota, Viridiplantae, Streptophyta, Magnoliopsida, Brassicales, Brassicaceae. The record is from RefSeq and is a predicted model, not a curated record. The transcript has 2 exons.
GUGAAUCAAGUCGUUCGAGAUUUAACCCAAACGGUUUUGCCAAGAACAUUGGUCUCUCCGAAACGAAACAUGUCGUCGUCUUCAAACUUUGUAGUGGAAUCGUGUGACGUUGAUUCCGAGGAAGGGGUGAAGCUCCACACGAGAAUCUUCAAACCCAGAGAUGAACAAGUUAGCGACGACGGGGAUCUAGCAAUAGUUUUGGUCCACCCUUUCUCGCUCUUGGGUGGUUGUCAGGCUCUGCUCAAAGGCAUAGCUUCUGAGUUGGCCUGUAAAGGUUUCAAGGCCGUCACUUUGGAUACAAGAGGUGCCGGAAAAUCAACGGGAAGGGCUACUCUUACUGGCUUCGCUGAGGUUAAGGAUGUGAUUGCUGUUUGUCGGUGGGUUUCUCAGAAUCUCGGUGCUCAUAGGAUCCUCCUCGUGGGUUCUUCUGCCGGUGCACCAAUCGCAGGAUCAGCGGUGGAGCAAGUAGAGCAAGUGGUGGGAUACGUGAGUUUGGGAUACCCAUUUGGCCUAAUGGCCUCGGUUCUGUUUGGGAGGCACCACAAGGCCAUUCUCUCAUCCCCUAAACCCAAACUCUUCGUUAUGGGAACACAAGACGGCUUCACUAGCGUUAGCCAGCUCAAGAAGAAGCUGAAAUCUUCAGCGGGACGCACCGAAACACACCUCCUUGAAGGCGUUAGCCAUUUCCAGAUGGAAGGACCUGAAUAUGAUUCUCAGAUGGCGGAUGUCAUAUGCAACUUUAUUUCAUCCUUGUAAAAUUCCAUAUGCAACAUAGACAAUUGUGCAAGAACUAGUGCAGGCAGAACUUAUGGUGGUGCGUGUUGAACUGUUGAUGGUGUUCCGCAGAAAAUGACUAGUACAGCAUUAAA